AUGCAUAAGUACCAGCCGCGAUUCCACUUAGUCCGGGCAAGCGACAUCGCACGACUGCCUUACUCCACCUUCCAUUCAUAUGUUUUUAAGGAGACUCAAUUCAUCGCCGUCACUGCAUACCAAAAUGAAAAAAUCACCCAACUGAAAAUAGAUCAUAAUCCCUUUGCAAAGGGAUUUCGGGACACAGGAGGCGGUCGAAGAGAAAAAAAGCCCUCUGCUUUGGUUGGUCCCAGAAGCGGCACCGCACCGCAAGCUCUUAGCCCACGUACAGGCUUAUCGGCGAGCUCGGCGGGAUUUCUGAACAAUCCGCAUCGUUCAAUGACGGGUGCCGGAUCACUUCAAACAGGACAACAAAGUCGUCAACUGGACCACCGUUUUCGUCAUCAGAAUGCAGGCCGGACAUCCAUGACCACAGUCGUAGCCUCCUCAACCACUGCCGGUGGUGAAGCCGGAACCGAGUCUUCUGAAUCUGACUCGGACUCUGAGCCAGACUGUUCUGCAAGCCAAGUGGACCAGGAAGCUCUCUUCUCCUUUACCGGUGGUCGACCUGGCUCGAUAGCAACCUCUGCAUCUGCUACGGCGGCUGUUGCCUCAGGUUGUCUUAUGUCGGAAUCUGAAGGUCCAAGUCAAGAUUCGAACUCCAGUCCUAGACCUAGAACUGGCUCUUCAACACUAGAAGUCAGACGUCGUCUUGGAGCAGAACUGCUGGCGCCUUCAUCACAUAUUAUGAUGCCUGGUGAAGAGAGCGAGACUCACUUUGAUCUGGGUCUGGAAAAAUUCUGUAAGACCCGCUUCUCUUUACUUUUAUCUCAAGCAUAA
Messenger RNA from Protopolystoma xenopodis, 819 nucleotides. NCBI's taxonomy places the organism in Eukaryota, Metazoa, Platyhelminthes, Monogenea, Polystomatidea, Polystomatidae. The record is from the annotation of a GenBank genome assembly.